This is a messenger RNA of Solenopsis invicta (red fire ant), 2443 nucleotides long. RefSeq names its product tubulin alpha-1 chain. Gene Ontology annotation, biological process: mitotic cell cycle; microtubule cytoskeleton organization. NCBI's taxonomy places the organism in Eukaryota, Metazoa, Arthropoda, Insecta, Hymenoptera, Formicidae. The record is from RefSeq and is a predicted model, not a curated record. Gene Ontology annotation, cellular component: microtubule; cytoplasm. Bases 893 to 2248 code for a protein of 451 amino acids. Gene Ontology annotation, molecular function: GTP binding; structural constituent of cytoskeleton. The transcript has 9 exons.
CCUAUAAGAAAAGGAUUUUAUUUUUAAUUUUUGAUUAACGUAAGAGAAAUAGAAAUUAAAAUAUAAAUAAAACGGAUUUGAUCUCAAUCAAAAGCUAAAUAGAAGACUGAUUUCAAAAAAAUUCGUCAAUUUGUAGAACGAACGUUUAUAAACUGUAAGAUUGUGAUUGAUUGUUGUCAAAAUGUUAUCACGUUUCAUUACUUUAUAUUUGCUAAUUUAAUCGCGAAAUAAAAAUAAUUGAAAGAUAUUAUAAAACUUUUUAUUUAGAAAUUUUAUAUAAAUUUCUGAAUAAAUUUUCAAAAUUUCUGUAUAAUUUCAUAAACUUCUUACGACAGAUUUUUUAUAUAAAUUUGAACAUUUUUCAGAAGUGAAGAGAAACUCUACAUCUUUUCUAAAAUUCUUUAUACAUGUACUGCUCAUUUAUUGUAACUCUAACAACAUAACUCUAAAAACAAGAAAUAAAAGUUAUUCAUGUAGCUCUUUACAGUGCAUUAGAUUCUUGUUAAAAUUUUUUUUUGCAAAUUAUUAAACAAUUCAAAAAUUAAAAUUUUUUAGUUAUAUUUUUAUUAUAGCAAAUAAGCGACAUGUAAAUUCUGAAAUAUUCUCAAAUUUCUCACACUUUAAAUUUAAAAAAAAGCUGAGAAAGUUUAAUGUAUUUCUUUAGAAAUCUUCCUAAAUUUAAAAUAUAAAAAACUCUUAAAAAUAUUAAAUAUUACGAGAAUUCUCUCUCUUUGCAUCAAAGAACGAUUAAUAAAAUCAAUUGAUGUGAAUUAAAUACUUCGGCGUAUUGACAUUGUUAUAUACUUUAUAUAGUGUAUAUUUUUUAUGAGUGUGUGCGUUGACAAUUGUUCUACACUCAAUUAAUUAACGCAGAAACGAAAUCUUUUUAAGGAUGGCAAAAAAGAGGGAAUGCAUAUCCAUCCACAUAGGGCAAGCGGGCGUGCAAAUGGGAAACGCUUGCUGGGAGCUUUAUUGUCUGGAACAUGGUAUUCAUCCAGAUGGACAGAUGCCAUCAGAUGUUACCAUUGGUGGAGGAGACGAUUCCUUUAACGCGUUCUUCUCCGAAACGGGUUCAGGAAAGCAUGUCCCACGAGCAGUUUUGAUCGAUCUCGAGCCUACGGUAGUAGACGAAGUGCGUAUGGGCACUUACAGGCAACUAUUCCAUCCGGAACAAAUGAUUACCGGGAAGGAAGAUGCGGCUAAUAAUUACGCCAGAGGUCAUUAUACAAUAGGAAAGGAGAUCAUAGAUCUCACUCUAGACAGAAUCCGCAGACUAACGGAGCAAUGUAAAGGUUUGCAAGGUUUCUUAAUCUUCCAUUCGUUUGGUGGUGGCACGGGAUCUGGAUUUUCGAGUCUGCUUAUGGAACAACUGUCCGCUGAUUACCCGAAGAAAAGUAAACUGACUUUUAGCAUUUAUCCAGCGCCACAGGUAUCGACUGCGGUAGUGGAACCUUACAACGCAAUUCUGUAUACUCAUCCGACGUUAGAGCACAGCGAAGUGGCUUUCAUUGUAGAUAAUCAGGCCAUUUAUGAGCUGUGCAGAAGGAACUUGAAUAUCGAUCGACCAACCUACACGAAUCUGAAUCGGUUGAUUGGACAAAUAGUAUCAUCCAUCACCGCCAGUUUGCGAUUCGAUGGAGCCCUGAAUGUCGACCUCACCGAAUUCCAAACGAAUUUAGUGCCUUAUCCACGUAUCCACUUUCCGCUCGCUACGUAUGCCCCUGUUCUGUCAGCGGAGAAGGCCGGUCACGAGAGAGUGACUGUCUCGGAAAUAACAAACUCCUGCUUCGAACCGAAUCACCAAAUGGUGAACUGCGAUCCGCGCAUGGGAAAGUAUAUGGCGGUAUGUUUGCUAUACAGAGGCGAUGUGGUACCGAAGGAUGUCAAUGAGGCGAUUGCGAUGAUAAAACGGCAGAAGCAUGUGCAAUUCGUCGAAUGGUGUCCGACCGGAUUCAAGGUGGGAAUAAAUUACCAACCACCUACCGUUGUACCGGGCGGAGAUCUCGCGCGGGUGGAAAGAGCGGUGUGUUGUCUCUGCAACACAACGGCGAUCGUGGACGCAUGGGCCCGACUCGAUCACAAGUUUGAUCUCAUGUACGCCAAGCGAGCUUUCGUCCAUUGGUUUGUCGGGGAAGGCAUGGAGGAAGGUGAAUUCUCAGAGGCUCGGGAAGAUCUGGCAGCCUUGGAGCUCGAUUAUCGCGAGGUGCAGGAAGACGCUGUUAACACUGAAGAAGAAGAAGAAUACUGAACUGUAUUGAACUCCGCCGUUACUAUAUAUACAUAACAAUUCAAUGCUAAUACAUGUCGUAAUUCGUAAUUCGUAAUACGCUCUACUGCUGUAUCGUAUUUCAAGUCUUUGAUUUUUUAUUUAUAUUACCCAUCGUCAACGGUAUAUUUAUAGACGGAUUGUGUCCGUACAAAUAAAUUAUUUAUAUACAUUCUA